AUGAAUGGAACCAAUAGCUAUGAUACCCCACAAAAUGACAAGAGAUACGUUACGCAGCGACGUACGGUUGAUAUGAGCUCACCUUACGACAGACUGUACCAUUUGAAAAGGCAUGGACUUCCUAUUCCCUUCAUUGAGCCAGAGACAAGCUAUACGACCAACAUAUUACCUGCAGAUGCUUAUUUGCACAACAGACGAGUCAUCAAUACACCGACCAAGUUUACACAUUUGAGCUCGAACAAAGUUAAGCAUGUCAUUCCGGCUCUGGAAUGGACACCAGAGGGUCGUAGGUUGGUUGUUGCGACUUAUAGUGGUGAAUUCUCUCUUUGGAAUGGCUCUACUUUCAAUUUUGAGAGUAUUAUGCAGGCCCACGACAGUGCUGUGGCAGUCAUGAAAUACUCACAUGCAGGGGACUGGCUUAUAAGCGGUGAUUCUAAUGGUACGAUCAAGAUCUGGCAGCCUAAUUUCAAUAUGGUCAAAGUGCUGGACGACGCUCACACACAAUGCAUCAGAGGUAUUUCGUUCAGUGGCACGGAUUCCAAGUUUGUAACUUGUUCUGACGACAACAUCUUGAAAAUUUGGAAUUUUAGCAAUGGGCAGCAGGAAAGCACCCUUUCCGGUCAUCAUUGGGAUGUUCGCAGUUGUGACUGGCAUCCGACCAUGGGUCUCAUAGCAUCUGGAUCCAAAGAUAAUUUAAUCAAAUUAUGGGACCCCAGAGCGGGCCAAUGUAUCAGCACAAUUCUGGGGUGCAAGCAUACAAUUAUCAGUACUAAAUUCCAGCCUACCAAGGGUAACAUGCUGGCCGUGAUUUCCAAGGACAAAAGUUGUAGGGUAUUCGAUAUUCGCCAGAACAUGAAAGAAUUAGCGGUUUACCGAGACGAAUCCGAUUACAUGUCUCUGACGUGGCAUCCCAUCAAUGAAUCUAUUUUCACAGUAGGUUGUUACGAUGGUUCUAUGAAGCACUUUGAUUUACUUCAAGAACCACAGGAUUCGUCUUCGGGUUACUACCAUAACAUCCCAUAUGCUCAUGACAAGUGCAUCACGUCUUUGUCCUACAAUCCCGUUGGCCACAUCCUUGCAAGUGCUUCAAAGGAUAGAACGAUACGAUUCUGGACCAGGGCAAGGCCGAUGGAUCCCAAUGCCUUUGAUGAUCCUACUUACAACAACAGGAAAGUCAAUGCUUGGUAUUUUGGCAUCAACAAUAAUAUUAAUGCUAUCAGACCUAAGACCGAAGAUGGUAUAGCCUUGCCUCCAGCAGGAAACGAGUUCAUGAACUCCAUGAACAAUAACAAUGCUAUCUUGGGGCCGAGAGUCCAAUCUCCGGCGACCUCAGGCCUGCCAGGGCUGAACUUUUAA
Lachancea lanzarotensis is the source of this 1356-nucleotide messenger RNA. It is a transcript of the gene PFS2, whose product is annotated as LALA0S05e05314g1_1. The transcript has a single exon. The coding region runs from base 1 to 1356 and encodes 451 amino acids. Lineage: Eukaryota; Fungi; Ascomycota; Saccharomycetes; Saccharomycetales; Saccharomycetaceae. The record is from RefSeq and is a predicted model, not a curated record. Gene Ontology annotation, cellular component: mRNA cleavage and polyadenylation specificity factor complex. Gene Ontology annotation, molecular function: protein binding.